This is a messenger RNA of Meriones unguiculatus (Mongolian gerbil), 1843 nucleotides long. RefSeq lists its product as uncharacterized. Gene Ontology annotation, molecular function: protein binding; O-methyltransferase activity. The record is from RefSeq and is a predicted model, not a curated record. NCBI's taxonomy places the organism in Eukaryota, Metazoa, Chordata, Mammalia, Rodentia, Muridae.
CGCAGCCUCUGCGGCCCGUCCCGAAGAACUACAAGUCCCUGAAGGCACCACGAGGACGGUCACUGCGUCGUCUAGGGCGUGGAGACGUUGCUAUGGAGUUCCGCUAAGGAACCCUCAGGUAGUGAGACGCUGAAGCCGGAGGGGAACAAUCCCUGAACCCAAAGGAAUGAAUCCCUAAUGGUGGAGUUUCAGGCCUCAGUGACAGGCUGAACCCAGACUCCCAGGGCCCAUGCUUCCACCUGAUGAAUGAUGGCCUGAACUAUGAGCAAACGGGAUUAUAUGAACACUUCGGUGCAGGAGCCUCCUCUUGACUUCUCCUUUAAAAGCAUCCACGUGAUCCAAGAUCUGGUAGGUGAGGAGCCAAGGACAGGUCUACGACCAGUGAAGCACUCAAAGUCAGGAAAGUCACUGACCCAGUCCCUGUGGCUCAACAACAAUGUCCUCAAUGACCUGAAAGACUUCAGCCAGGUGGUUUCACAGCUUCUGCAGCACCCAGAGAACCUGGCCUGGAUUGACCUCUCCUUCAACGACCUGACUUCCAUCGACCCUGUCCUAACAACAUUCUUCAACCUAAGUGUCCUCUACCUUCACGGCAACAGCAUCCAUCGCUUAGGGGAGGUAAAUAAGCUAUCUGUUCUCCCUCGUCUCCGGAGCCUGACCCUCCAUGGUAACCCCAUAGAGGAAGAAAAGGGGUACAGGUCAAAUCGUGAUGCGGCUGGUGGAAGAGAAGGCCCCUGCUUGUGUGCUGGGCUGGGCACCUACUGCGGAUACUCUACACUGUUUAUUGCGCGUGCCUUACCCCCUGGGAGUCGCCUUCUCACUGUGGAGCGGGACCCACGUACAGCGGCAGUGGCUGAGAAACUCAUCCGGCUCGCUGGCUUCCAUGAGCAAAUGGUGGAGCUCAUUGCAGGCAGCUCGGAGGAGGUGAUCCCACGCCUGAGCGCUCAGCACCAGCUGAACCGGGCAGAUCUGGUGCUCCUGGCACACAGGCGGCGAGAUUACUUAAGGGAUCUGCAGCUGCUGGAGGCCCAUGCUCUGCUCCCACACGGCGCCACUGUACUGGCUGACCACGUGCUCUUUCCUGGUGCACCCCGCUUCCUACAGUACACCAAGAGCUGCGGGCGCUAUCGCUGCCGCCUCCACCACACCAGCCUCCCAGACUUCCCUGCCAUCAAGGAUGGCAUAGCCCAACUCACUUAUACUGGACCUGGCUGAGGGCCAGCGCCUGAAUAUUUACUACUACAACCCCAACCCCACUCAAGACCUCAGAAUAUCCCCUUUCCCUUUCUGUUCAGUACCCAACACCAUGCUAGGCUCAAGCUGGGGAGGCGUUCUUCUCAAAUUUGUCCCCUUCCAACCUCCAUACUGAUCUGAAGUGUCAAAUUCUAUCAGCCUUCUUGGUCCCAGAAGCUCUCCUCCUAGAAAAUCAGGAACUGGAAGCAAGAGGCCUGUUUUUCAACUUACUUGUGCUACUGAUUGCUCCCUCCAGGUGAGUCCUUCUGCUGUCUUAAGAUCAGUCUACUCUCUUAACACUAAGACAGAUGGCUAAAGGGGCUGGAGAGAUAGCUCAACAGUUAAAAGCACUGACUGCUACUCCCUAUCCAAAGGACCUGGGUUCAGUUCCCAGCACUCGAGUGGCACAGGCACACGUGAUAUACAUACAGGCAGACAAAACACCUACGAGCAUAAAAUAAAUUAAAACACAAAGAAGACAUCUGGCUGGCAGAGCCCCAGAGCGCCCAACUGUGAGACUUAGCUUCUAGAUAGGGUCAGAGGCAGCGGAGACAGUGAGACCUGGUAGGGGCAUCUGGGUGCAAGCUAGGCCAUGGGAAUUAUCAAUCUC